This is a messenger RNA of Esox lucius (northern pike), 1589 nucleotides long. RefSeq names its product acyl-CoA thioesterase 7 (gene acot7). Gene Ontology annotation, biological process: palmitic acid biosynthetic process; acyl-CoA metabolic process. Bases 239 to 1273 code for a protein of 344 amino acids. Gene Ontology annotation, molecular function: long-chain fatty acyl-CoA binding. The record is from RefSeq and is a predicted model, not a curated record. Lineage: Eukaryota; Metazoa; Chordata; Actinopteri; Esociformes; Esocidae. Gene Ontology annotation, cellular component: cytosol; extracellular exosome; nucleoplasm. The transcript has 11 exons.
CUAUAUUAGUGACGCCAGUUCUUGAACGAUUUUCGAGGCUCCAGUAAAUGAUGACACUGACCGACUCACACUGAAUCAGCUAGGAACCCGCAAAAUUAACAAAGCGUAACUUUGUUCUGACUCACAGCAAAAAAGUCUCCACCAGUCUCUUCGAUUGACUGUCUGCCCCUUACAAUCCUCACUGCACCAGAAGACUUGCGCCAAGACGAGCUCAACAAAGCUAGCCAUCAUCAUCAUAAUGUCAGAAACGGAAUCGCAAGCCACCGCCUCAUCUCUCCAAAUAUGCAGGAUCAUGCGUCCCGAUGAUGCCAACAUAGUGGGCAACGUGCAUGGUGGCACCAUCUUGAAGAUGAUUGAGGAGGCUGGGUGCAUCAUAGGAACUCGCCACUGCAACACACAGCCUGGGGACCGCUGCGCAGCGCAGCUAGCUCGUGUGGAACGUACUGACUUCCUGUACCCCAUGUUCAUAGGAGAGGUGGCCCAUGUUAGUGCUGAGAUAACCUACACCUCCAAUCACUCUGUGGAGGUACAGGUCCAGGUGAUGUCAGAGAACAUCCUCACAGGGUCUAUGAAGAUGACCAACCGGGCCACCCUCUGGUACGUCCCGUUCUCUCUGAAAGAUGUGGGCAAGGUUACGGAGGUGCCUCCCAUCAAGUAUGCUAACCCGGAGCAGGAGGAAGAGGGGAAGAAGCGCUACGAAGCUCAGAAGAUGGAGAGACUGGAGACAAAGGAGAGGAAUGGGGAGCAGCUCAUGCCCGUGUCUGCCCCAGACAGAGCAUCCAAAGAGCCUUACACGGUGGGCUUCAGCCAGUCCAGCCUAAUCCACCUGGUGGGCCCCUCCGACUGCACUCUGCAUGGCUUCGUACGCGGAGGUGUGACAAUGAAACUGAUGGAUGAAGUGGCUGGAAUCGUGGCGGCCCGACACUGCAAGACCAACAUAGUUACCGCCUCUGUAGAUGCCAUCAACUUCCAUCGCAAGAUCAUGAAAGGCUGUGUGGUAACCGUCUCAGGCAGGGCGACAUUUACCAGUAACAAGUCUAUGGAAAUCGAGGUGUUUGUCGAUGCUGACCCUCUGAUAGAGGCUGAGAAGGAGAAGUAUCGGGCCGUCACGGCUUUCUUCACCUACAUCUCCCUGGACAAGGAGAACAAGCCUCUACCCAUCCCUGCUUUGAAGCUUGAAGGAGAAGAAGAUCAAAAGCAUUUUGAGGAGGGCAAAGCACGAUACCUCCAGAACAAGGCAAAGAGACUGGCAGACAAGCAGCGCCAACAAUGACACCAACCACCCUGGGAAUAUCAUAGCACAGUUCAAUACACAUCUGCAAGAAUACUUUCCUAUAUUAUUACUAUAAUCCAUCUUAAAUAAACAGGUCCGACUUGGAAAAAAUAAUGAUACUCUUGUUGAUGUCUCAGUGUAAGCUUAAUUGCCGCAAACCAACCUGUGUCUCUGUAUGUAAGGGAAAAUAUAUACAUAUGUAUAUUUAUUUUAUCUUUAAGAAUGUUAUUUAAAAAGCCUAUCAAUAUUCACUCUGUGUGAAAUGAUGGGUCUGUAAAUGCAUUGAUAAAUAAAUUGAAAAUAAAUGAAGAAAUAC